This is a messenger RNA of Ruditapes philippinarum (Manila clam), 2224 nucleotides long. RefSeq names its product serine/threonine-protein kinase PRP4 homolog. The coding region runs from base 26 to 2224 and encodes 732 amino acids. NCBI's taxonomy places the organism in Eukaryota, Metazoa, Mollusca, Bivalvia, Venerida, Veneridae. The record is from RefSeq and is a predicted model, not a curated record. The transcript has 3 exons.
UAAAAUCUGCCAUUAUGUAUGUAAAAUGAGAGAGAAUGAGGGUACAUUUACAAGCCAAGCUGCUGAAGCCAAGGGAAGUAACUGUGAUAAUUCAAAAUCUUUACACAGUGAGACUUUGUGUUACACUAGUGUGAAGAAAAGUAGAACAGAUUCUUGUACUGGUUUUAUUUCAUCGACAAAAACAAACGGCAAAAAGUAUUCCUUAAGACACAUUCCUGGUAAUAAGUCAAGAGAGGUAGAAAAGUUCCCAGAUAACACGAAACGUACACCGAAAAUCAGGUCAUCUCAAGGUUCUACAUUAGGUUCAAACAACAGUUCAGAUUUAUUAGGUCUUUCUACUGUGAAUGACCCAACUUGUUACAAAGAACAGGCAGUUUCAGAUUUUGAAAAACAAUUGUUAGUUGUGUUGAACAAAAUUCCAAGAGAAGUUAAGUUUAAUGAUUUAGAAUCUUUUGGACUUCAAACAAAAAAAGAAUACUUAAAAUGUAAGCAGGCUGUUGUUUGUUUGGAAGAUUGUUUAAAAAAAGAGAAGUGUACCAAAAACGGAAUUUCUACAAAGCAAAGUGAACAAAGAUAUUCUGUUAAAAUGAAACAAGUAGGAGCAAGGUCACCGAAAAGACAAUCUCCAGUCCGCAAUAGUGCCACUGUUUCUGGUACUAAAGAUUCCCCAUUUAUAAGGACAACAUACACAAAACCUUCAAAAGACACUGUCAUUGAUGGAAAAUCUUCUCUUGAUAGCAAAGCUCAAACUUCUGCUAGACAGGAUGAUUUGGUUUCUGAUAUGUCAGUAAAGGUUAAGAAAAAGGGAAAUAUUGCAAUGAAGAAAGAAGCAGUUAGACAUGAAGAGGAUAAAGUGACCAAGAAACAUACCAACAUAAGUCAUGGUGAUUCUCUAAUCUCUGAAACAGAAAAUACUGAAACAGAAAAUGCAAAACCCAAGAGUAAAACUAUUGAUACAGGCAAAGGUGAUACUGCAUGUGCUAAAGAUACAGCAGAAAAAGAAAAAACAAAUUCACCAAAGAAAAGAGGAAGAAAACCAAAAUCUGCUGAAUCAACUCCAUUUAAAGGGGAGAGAAAAAUAUCAGAAUCUAAUCCAGGUGGUGACACAAAUGCUACCCCAAAUAUUGUGAUAACACCAUCAAAAGAUGACAGAAAAACAUCCAAAAGCCCUAGGUCAAGGAAAAAAAAAGGGGAAAGCGAAAAUUCACCUGCCACUUUAAAAGAAAUUUCAUCAGACAAUGACAAACUUGCUGUUGGUAAAAAUUCAAGGUUAUCGUCAGAAAGCCCAAGUCCUGUAAGAAGGAAAAGGUCUCCCAAAUUACAUUUAGAUGAAAAGGAAAGUCCUAAGGCUAAGAAAAAGGGAAAUGAAAAGAAAUCAAAGAUAGAUAAAGCUGAAAUUGAGUGUGAUGUAAAGAGUGAUAUUGGAGAAACCAAUCAGGUCAUAGAUAUUAAUGAUUCUCAUGUUGAUGAAGUGAUUGAUGAUGUGGUAAACAGAAACAUUGAAAUGUUAAAUAAGCAAUCAUCUAAGAAGUCACCUUUGAAGAAAACUAAACAGUCAGAGUCACCAGAAAAGAAAAUGGCAUCUACUAAUAAAGAUAAGAAAUCUCCAAGGAAAAAAUCUCAGGACAAAGAAACUUGCUCAGAUGAAAAGAAAAAGUCUCGCUCAAGAAGUAAUAGUGCUUCACCUAAAAAAGAAAAGAAAAAACUAGAAUCCAUGUCUGGACCUAGUGAUGACAGUCCAAGUCCUGUGAAAAAAUUAGAUUUUGAUGACCAAAUUACUAAAGUUAUUAUUGAAAAAUCCAAAUUGCCUUUCCCAAGUGACUUUCAAUACAAAUACCCCUCAUCAACAAUUGGUUGUCUAGGUUUGAAUGACCUUAUCAGUAAAGUAGAUAGUUUAGUGAAAAAUAAGGAUGAUAACCUGACAGCAUUGCUUGGAAAAGUUGAAACAGAGUAUUAUCCUGAAGAAACUUCCCCAAGUUCCAAUGAUACAGAUGUAAAUACAAGCACAGAUAGUGACAAAACAAUAAUUGAAUUUGAAGAUGUUCAAGAAAACUCCUUUAAAGAUAGUGAAAUAAGUGAUGAAAAAGAUUCAGCAGAACAACUUGAUUCUUCGUUUGAUGAUGAUAAAAAUGACACAUCAGAGAAGCUUGAAGAAGUAAAGAGUGAUAAAAGCAAGUCAGGUGAAUCGGGCAUUGAUUUUAUUGACAAUAUGGAAAAAGUCUGA